GUUUUGUUUUGUUGUCGAGUUUGAUGUGUGAUUUGUCGGUGUCCAGUGAAAAGAAUUAAUUACUUUUCAUUUGGACGCUGAUUAAUUAAUUAAAAGUUGUACGGAUAUCGACUUAGUAAUCGGUGAAGUCGAUUAAGUUUCAUCAUUCGGAUUAGAGGCAAACAUGGAGACCUCAAUGGGUCCUCCGCAGAAUGCUUCGCCACCAGUAGGAUUUCCUCAUCACCCUCCUGGACCACCAACUGGAAGGCAGGAAAACUUGAAUGCUCUUCAACGAGCUAUCGAUUCGAUGGAGGAGAAAGGAUUACAAGAAGAUCCUAGGUAUUCUCAAUUGUUGGCGUUACGAGCUCGUCACGAAAAUAUGGAACCUCCUCGUCAACCUAUGCCUCAGCAACAAGGACCGCCGAUGAAUACCGGAAAAUACAUCUUCACUCCGGAUCAACAACAACAACUUCGAGCCCAGAUUUUCGCUUAUCGAAUGUUAGCCAGAAACAUGCCCCUGAAUCCAGAGCUAAGUUUAGCCAUCCAGGGUAAAAAAGUCGAACCUCCUAUGGCCAUGCAAGGGCCUCCGGUCAACGGCGCACCUCCUGCGCCCUUUCCACCUCAACCACGACCUACAGGUCCUGAGGCUGAUCCCAAUCAACUCGUUAGACCAGUAGAACAACAUCCAAUUCCGAUUCCGAUUCAACCAGGUACAGUACCUGUAAUGAGCGGUGACCCUUCCGUAGCUGUUAAACCAAUGGGUCCGGGUCCUGCUCCGACGCCCAUUCCACCUACUCCAACGUUCCAACCAGUUGCCCAGCCUUCUGCAGCACCUACUCCUCCUGUAGCUCCUAUUCAGAAACAAAUUCGCGUCACUUCGAUUCCAAAACCAAUCGGGAUCGAUCCGUUGCAAAUUUUACAAGAAAGAGAAAACCGUACAGCGGCCAGAAUCGCACUACGGAUUGAAGAAUUGGAUAAUUUACCUACAAAUAUGCCCGAAGAUUUAAGAAUCAAGGCCGAAAUCGAACGCAGGGCUUUGAGAGUGCUCAAUUUUCAAUGGCAGUUGCGUGCAGAGAUUGUUGGCUGCGCUAGACGAGAUACUACUCUGGAAACAGCUGUCAACAUCAAAGCGUAUAAACGUAUCAAGAGGCAAGGUUUGCGAGAAGCCAGAGUUACUGAGAAAUUGGAGAAACAACAGAGACUCGAAGCUGAGCGUAAAAAAAGACAGAAACAUCAAGAAUACCUAAACACCGUUAUACAACAAGGCAAAGAUCUUCGAGAGUUCCAUCGUAAUCAUCAAACUAAAAUCGCCAAGUUGAAUAAAGCGAUAUUGAAUUAUCACGCCAAUGCCGAACGUGAACAGAAAAAAGAACAGGAAAGAAUUGAAAAAGAACGUAUGCGUAGACUUAUGGCUGAAGAUGAAGAAGGUUACAGGAAACUUAUCGAUCAAAAGAAAGAUAAACGAUUGGCCUUCUUGCUCUCUCAAACCGACGAAUAUAUCGGUAAUCUUACCGAGAUGGUUAAACAGCAUAAAAUGGAUCAACGCAAAAAACAAGAAGAAGAGGAAAAGAAAGUGAAGAGAUUGAAAAAGAAACAAAAACUUUUGGAAGCUGAACGUACGAACGAUUCUACCGUUCAUGUCACCGUCGUGGAAAUCGCCACCGGUAAAAUGUUGAGAGGAGACGAUGCCCCGUUGGCUAGUCAGGUUAAUGCUUGGUUAAAUUCUCAUCCUGGUUGGGAGAUCGUCGACGAUUCCGACAACGAAGAGGAUCAAGAUGAAGAUAGCAUGUCGAAAGAUAUUACCGAAGAUCGAGACGGAUUGGACGAAGGCAGAGCCAAAGAUGUUAUUCGAAAAGCCAAAGCUGAAGAUGACGAGUACAAAAAUGCUAAUGAAGCUAAUGAAGAGCAUACUUACUACAGUAUUGCUCAUACAGUUCACGAAUGUGUGACCGAACAAGCUUCCAUUAUGCAGAACGGAAAACUAAAAGAAUACCAAAUCAAGGGUUUGGAAUGGUUGGUAUCGUUAUACAACAAUAAUUUGAACGGUAUCUUGGCCGAUGAGAUGGGUCUGGGUAAAACUAUCCAAACCAUCGCUUUGAUCACUUAUCUCAUGGAAAGGAAGAGCGUCAAUGGACCGUUUUUAAUCAUCGUGCCCUUAUCUACGUUAUCAAAUUGGGCUGUAGAAUUCGAAAAGUGGGCUCCUAGCGUAUGCGUAGUGGCAUAUAAAGGAUCACCAAUCGCCAGACGUAUGUUACAAACUCAAAUGAAAGCAGCUAAAUUCAACGUACUGUUGACCACUUACGAAUACAUCAUCAAAGAUAAAUCCAUUCUGGCUAAAAUCCAAUGGAAACAUAUGAUUAUCGACGAAGGUCAUCGUAUGAAGAAUCACCACUGUAAAUUGACCCAAGUAUUGAAUACCUAUUACACGGCCACUCAUCGAUUGCUUUUAACCGGUACUCCUUUGCAAAAUAAACUUCCGGAGCUUUGGGCCUUGUUGAAUUUCUUAUUACCGUCGAUUUUCAAAUCCGUAUCGACUUUCGAGCAGUGGUUCAACGCUCCUUUCGCUACGACCGGUGAAAAGGUCGAGUUGAACGAAGAAGAAACGAUUUUGAUUAUUCGUCGUUUACACAAAGUAUUAAGACCAUUCUUGCUUCGAAGAUUGAAGAAAGAAGUCGAAUCUCAGUUGCCUGAUAAAGUCGAGUAUAUCAUUAAAUGCGACAUGUCCGGAUUGCAAAGGGUAUUAUAUAGACACAUGCACAGCAAAGGAGUUCUUCUCACUGAUGGUUCUGAAAAAGGUAAACAAGGUACCGGAGGAGUGAAAGCUAUGUCAAAUACUAUCAUGCAAUUGAGAAAAUUAUGUAAUCAUCCGUUCCUUUUCCAACACAUCGAAGAAAAAUAUAACGAUCAUGUUGGAUCGAGCGGUAUGGAGAAUGGACCUGAUCUGUACCGAGUCUCGGGUAAAUUCGAACUACUCGAUAGAAUCUUACCUAAACUGAAAUCGACCGGUCACAGAGUACUGCUGUUUUGUCAAAUGACCCAACUAUUGACCAUCAUGGAAGACUACCUGAAUUGGCGUAAAUUCUCCUAUCUACGUUUGGACGGUAUGACCAAAGCUGAAGAUCGUGGAGAUCUAUUAAAAAAAUUCAACAGCCCUGGCAGCGAAUACUUCUUGUUCUUGUUAAGUACCAAAGCCGGAGGUCUCGGUUUAAAUCUGCAGACUGCCGAUACCGUUAUUAUAUUCGAUUCGGAUUGGAAUCCUCAUCAGGAUUUACAAGCUCAAGAUCGUGCCCAUCGUAUCGGUCAGAAAAACGAAGUACGUGUGUUACGUUUAAUAACCGUGAACUCGGUCGAAGAACGUAUCCUGGCUGCAGCUCGUUAUAAGUUGAACAUGGACGAGAAAGUUAUUCAAGCUGGUAUGUUCGAUCAAAAAUCCACCGGAUCUGAAAGACAGCAAUUUCUGCAGACCAUUUUACAUCAAGACGAUGCCGAUGACGAGGAGGAAAACGAAGUACCAGACGAGGAAACGGUGAAUCAAAUGAUCGCUCGAAGUGAAACCGAAUUCGAAACUUUCCAAAAAAUGGAUCUAGAAAGACGUAGAGAGGAUGCUAAGCUCGGCUCGAAUCGUAAAUCGCGUUUAGUCGAAGAAACCGAAUUACCUGAUUGGUUGCUCAAAGACGACGAUGAGGUUGAAAAAUGGACCGCUGACGAAGAUCAAGAAACAUUGAAUCAAAGUAUGGGACGUGGAUCAAGAGCUCGUAAAGAAGUUGACUAUUCUGACAGUUUGACCGAAAAAGAAUGGCGCAAGGCUAUUGGUGACAUUUACGACGACGAAGAUGAUGACGAUGACGAAGAGAUUAGAACCACAUCGAAGAGGGCGACGAGAAAACGAAAGAAACGAGGUUCCAUUAUCGACGAAGACGAUGACGAUGAUGAUCCUUCGGUAUCGUAUCAGAAAAAGAAACGCUCGGGCUCGGAUAAGGUCAACGAUGAAACAAUGAAAAAACAAAUGAGACGUAUUAUGGAUAUCGUUAUCGAUUAUAAGAACGAAGACGAUCGAGUGCUAAGUGAACCGUUUCAAAAACUACCUUCGAAAAAGAAAUUCCCAGAUUAUUACCAUACGAUUAAGAAACCCAUCGAUAUUAAGAAAAUUAAUACCAAAAUCAACGAUGGCAAGUACUCAUCGGUGGAUGAAUUAGAAUAUGAUUUCAUAUUGUUGUGCAAAAACGCCCAAAGAUAUAACGAAGAUCAAUCGGUAAUAUUCAACGAUUCGGUCGAACUCGAAAAAGUCUUCAUGGAUGCUAGAAACGAAGUGGAAAACUCUUCUUAAUCACUUCGAUUUUAUUUUAUGGAGUAAUAUUUUUUAAUUCUACGCGUAGUGGAUCUACAAGACAGCUUUUUUCAAAACACGAAUGUUUGUAUUUUAUAGAUUUAUUUUUUUUGUAUGUAUUUUGGUGUAUUGAACUGGUUUUCGUGGGUAUUCUAUUUUAAUGUAACGUGUAAGGUUUUAGUUUUUUAAUUUUUGUAUAGUUUUGCAUUUUUUGUUGUAUUCGUGUACGCAUUAAAGCAAAUUCAAUUUUA
Messenger RNA from Planococcus citri (citrus mealybug), 4557 nucleotides. RefSeq names its product ATP-dependent helicase brm-like. Gene Ontology annotation, cellular component: nucleus. Lineage: Eukaryota; Metazoa; Arthropoda; Insecta; Hemiptera; Pseudococcidae. Gene Ontology annotation, biological process: positive regulation of transcription by RNA polymerase II. Bases 164 to 4306 code for a protein of 1380 amino acids. Gene Ontology annotation, molecular function: ATP-dependent chromatin remodeler activity; histone binding; transcription factor binding. The transcript is spliced from 21 exons. The record is from RefSeq and is a predicted model, not a curated record.